UGUAACAGAGAGUCGCAGCCUCAGUACCAGCGAGGCGCUCAGAGCGGAUACACGGGCGGACGGAGAGCUUCACGCUGCGGCCGCUUGCGCAUUCAAACCGGGACGUGUUUCUUUUUUAUUUUUCCUGUCCAGAACCGAGCGAGAUUUUCACGCAGCACGGAAUUCACGCGGACAAAGACACAAAUAAAGGACCCAAAAAAUAAUAAAGUGUCUCAAUGGAGCUAAGCUUAGGCCGGGGCUCGUUUCUGCUCUUCCUCCUGACAGCACUCCAGACUGGCACAGAAAGCCGAAGCCCUCUACCAUGCAGGCCUGGUUUUUCUGAAGACGUCUACGAUGCACCGUUGCCUGGAAAUCUACAGGAUGAACAACUACUUCUUACAGUGAGGUUCCAUGACUGUGGGCGAAAAGGACGAGUGCACUUCGAGUGCAGCCGGCCAACAGAAUUCCAGAUCGAGAUCACCGGAGAAGACUUGGCUCUCAGGACGCUCCGGCCAUCCAUAUCUCCCUCGUCCUCGUCUCCUCCGCUCCUUGUUACAGCGCGAGACGACUCCACUCAUGAGCAGUGGCAAACCGAGAUCCGGCUUCGGCCAUCAGGAGGCGACAAGUCACAGGAGACGCUCGGGUCCCGGAGCCUGCCGGAGAUUAUAAUCCCCUCACGGCAGGUGAGCAGCCAGCUCAAACGCAUGAAGAGAGACUGGGUUAUUCCUCCCAUUAACGUCCCAGAGAACUCCAGAGGCCCUUUUCCACAGGAGUUGGUCAGGAUCCGCUCAGACCAUGAUAACAAGGUGAACCUUCGCUACAGUGUGACCGGCCCUGGAGCUGACCAACCACCCACCGGCAUCUUCUCCAUCGACCCCAUCUCAGGAGAACUGACCGUGCUCAAACCACUCGACCGCGAGCACAUUGCCAACUUUCACCUGAGAGCGCAUGCAGUGGACCUGAAUGGCAAUCAAGUGGAAAACCCUAUUGACAUUGUGAUCAACGUGAUAGACAUGAACGACAACCGGCCCGAGUUUGUUCAUCAGAUCUGGAACGGGACUGUACCAGAGGGCUCAAGGCCAGGCACGUCUGUAAUGACGGUAACAUCCGAGGAUAAGGAUGACCCGCGCACACACAACGGCCAGCUGCGCUAUAAGAUCCUGUCCCAGAGCCCCGAUAGCCCCAGCGCUAACAUGUUCACCAUCAACAACCGCACCGGCAGCAUCAUCACUGUGGCAGCCGGUCUGGAUCGUGAGAAAGUUUCUCAGUACAAUCUGAUCAUCCAGGCCACCGAUAUGGAAGGGAACCCGAUGUACGGCCUUUCCAACACUGCCACGGCCAUCAUCAGGGUAACUGACGUCAACGACAAUCCGCCCGAAUUUACCACCGAUUCAUUCCACGGUGAGGUGCCAGAAAACCGUGUCAAUGUGAUUGUGGCCAAUCUGACUGUGACCGAUAAAGACCAGCCCAACACACCAGCAUGGAACGCAGUGUAUAAGAUCACAGGCGGAGAUCCAACUGGCCGCUUCUCAGUCCCCACCGACCCCACUACCAACGAGGGACUGGUUACAGUCGUCAAGCCCAUUGACUACGAGACGACCCGGACGUUUGUGCUGACCGUCGUGGUGAUGAACGAGAUCCCCCUAGAGCGAGGAAUCCACCUUCCACGCCAGUCCACUGCCACUGUCUCCGUCCGAGUCAUAGACGUCAAUGAGAGCCCUUACUUCGAGCCCAAUCCCAGACUCAUCAGGCUGGACGAGGGAAUGCCAGCUGAGUCUGCCCUUACUACGUUCGUAGCCCAGGAUCCCGACCGUUUCAUGCAACAGAGCAUCAGAUAUUCAAAACUCUCAGAUCCGGCUGACUGGCUGAGGAUCGAUACUAACAACGGCCGCAUCACCACCAUCGCUGUUCUGGACCGAGAGUCCCCGUAUGUUCAGAAUAACCUCUACAACGCCACGUUCCUCGCCACCGAUAAUGGGGUUCCUCCAGCCAGCGGGACGGGCACCUUGCAGAUCCUGCUCCGUGACAUUAACGAUAACGCACCCCAGGUGUUCCCUCACGAGGUGGAGAUGUGCGAGAAACCCGAGAACAGCGGCAUCAAUAUCACCGCUUUGGAUGGCGACCUGAACCCCAAUGCUGGACCCUUCGCCUUUGAGCUGCCUGGUCGGCCCAGUGACAUCAGGAGGAACUGGACUCUAACACGCAUUAAUGGUGACCACGCCCAGCUAAACCUGAAGAUCGGCUUCCUCGAAAGAGGCAUCUACGAGAUCCCGAUCUCCAUCACAGACUCCGGAAACCUGCCCAUGUCCAACACGUCUUACCUGCGUGUGAAGGUGUGUCAGUGCGAUCACAACGGAGACUGCACGGACCAGGAGUUUCUGGUGGCUGCAGGACUGGGCACAGGUGCCAUCAUCGCCAUUCUGCUCUGCAUCAUCAUCCUCCUCAUCCUGGUGCUGCUGUUUGUGAUGUGGAUGAAGAGGAAGGAUAAAGAGCGUCAGGCUAAACAGUUGCUCAUAGACCCUGAGGAUGACGUCCGGGACAACAUCCUUAAAUACGAUGAGGAAGGAGGUGGAGAGGAGGAUCAGGAUUACGAUCUGAGUCAGCUGCAGCAGCCAGACACUAUGGAUCCAGAGUGUGUGAAACCCGUCGGGAUCCGCAGACUGGACGAGAGACCGCUGCACCCGGAGCCUCAGUACCCAGUCAGAUCGGCCGCUCCACACCCUGGCGAUAUCGGAGACUUCAUCAAUGAGGGACUGAAAGCGGCAGACGGCGACCCCACGGCUCCCCCGUACGACUCGCUGCUGGUGUUCGACUACGAGGGCAGCGGCUCGACGGCCGGCUCGCUCAGCUCCAUUAGCUCCUCCAGCAGCGGCGGAGACCAGGACUACGACUACCUCAAUGACUGGGGGCCGCGAUUCCGCAAACUUGCCGACAUGUACGGAGGCUCAGAUGAGUAAGACGAGUGAGAUGGGAAACAAAAAACACAGGAGAAAACACACACACACACACACACACACACACACACAUAUAUGCCUGGCUUUUCUCUACCCCUCUCCUGCCCUCUCCCCCAUUCUGACUGAUGGAUGAGGACCGUCAACCAUCAAACCGAUUUUUUCCCCUGAGAUGGAUUUUUUUUCCUGCAGAAAAUGUAUUAUGAAACAAAAUGGGAUGAUAAAAAAAAAAAAAAAAACCUAAUCCUAGGCUCAGUGUUGUAGUGUAGGCAGAUUUAUGCUUGUCGAAGGCUUUUGGCACUGAUGAUCAUCCAGAGAUGAGAAGAUGAAGCGGAAGAGGAGACGAAGAAGAGAAUGACGUCACUGUUUUUUUGGAUUGUAGGCUUUCUGAAAAGCGCUCAGUUACACUGACUUGAAUUUUACAGUACAGAAGCACUGGGAUUUAACGUGCCUUUUUGUACAUUUUCUUUUUUUCUUUUUUCUUUUUGGAUCUGAAGGAUUAGUUUGUAGUCUCUUCACGGCUUUAACGGUACUGACGUUUGGAGUGAUUUCAAGACAAAACAGUGUUUUAUUUCUGAUCUGCUUCAUAACAUUUCUUUUUUUUUUUCCUGGUUUGCCCUCAACAAUGAAUCAAUGAAGAGAUCAUACAUGAUGUUGGCUACUAGUACAGAAUGAUUCACCAGAUCAAUGUACAGUACAAUAAAAAAAUUUGAAUUUAUUUUUAUUUUUUUCCCAUUCAUACAGACGUUUGCUGAAACAAACAAGUUUCAAGAAAAAACAUUUUCUGAAGUGGUAUUACUUUUUUUUUAUAGGAAAAGCAGCAGUUGAUUCCUUUUUCUGCUCUCAUUCAUUCAUGUACAACUUCAUUUGCCUUAGCCACCAUCUGAUGCCCUCGGUUUUUACUCUACUGUAAAAAUUGUGUGUACAUAUUUCUUUUAUUCUUUUUUUCUUUUGUUCUUUUCUUCUUUUACUUUUGAUGUAGUCGAUUCUGUAAAUGUUUAAAAAAAAAUGAAAAGAGCAACAUUGGGCUACAAGUUCUUUAUUUUUUUUUUUUGCAUGUUUUUAUCUGUUCACGAUGAUGAUUACGAAAAUAAGGACCUCUUUCAAAAAUUUAUGUACGGAGUGCUACAAUUUCAGCUGAUGCAAGAUAUGUCAAAGGUAUGAGUGUUUUUUUUUUUUGUAAGAAAAAACAAUAAAGUGACUAAAAAAAAUGGUAAAGAAAGUUACUCUGAAAAAAAGGAAAAAAAAAAUUAGAGUAACAACAUUAUCAGCACAAGUGUCAAAUUUGUACCAAAAAGAGUUGAAUGUGGUUGGGAAAGGGGUGGAAAGGGGUGGGGGUCGGGGGGUUUUGGGGGGCGAUGUUUGUUGCUGGUUUUAAUGCUCGAAUCAGCUUUAAGAGCCGGACAGCUUUCUGACACACGCUUUGUGAAUAAUCUUAUGUACUGGAAUUCCAAUUAUUCACCCCCCCAAGCACCUAAAUAAAAAAAAAGCUAAUUUUUGGAGCUAAA
Messenger RNA from Silurus meridionalis, 4438 nucleotides. RefSeq names its product cadherin-2-like. The transcript is spliced from 16 exons. Gene Ontology annotation, cellular component: adherens junction; postsynaptic density; postsynaptic specialization membrane. Gene Ontology annotation, molecular function: cadherin binding; calcium ion binding. Gene Ontology annotation, biological process: cell-cell junction assembly; blood vessel morphogenesis; synapse assembly. NCBI's taxonomy places the organism in Eukaryota, Metazoa, Chordata, Actinopteri, Siluriformes, Siluridae. The coding region runs from base 216 to 2936 and encodes 906 amino acids. The record is from RefSeq and is a predicted model, not a curated record.